AGUACGAUACCUUUGCUCUCACAACCCUCCUAAACUCAUUUGCUUAAUCUAUCUGAUUAUCGUCUUACUUUUCGUAAUUAACUUACUUGCACUGUUUAGGAAAAACUGUUUCAUACAGAAACAUGGAGUUUUUCCUUAAGCACAUAACUUGGUUUCUUUGUAUCAUGGUACUCUUGCCUGCUCUAUGUACCUCCCAAUACACAUAUGUAUCCUCUAGGGCAACCUAUUAUGGUAGCCCAGAUUGCUAUGGGAACCCAACUGGAGCUUGUGGGUAUGGAGAAUAUGGAAGAAAGGUCAACGACGGUCAAGUAUCCGCAGUUUCUAGGCUGUACAGGAAUGGAACUGGCUGUGGUGCAUGCUACCAGGUGAGGUGCAAGAUCCCUCAGCAUUGCAACAGUGAUGGGGUAACUACGGUGGUGACAGACCACGGCGAAGGCGACAGAACUGACUUCAUCUUCAGCCCAAGAUCUUAUGCAAAGUUGGCAAACGGUCCAGAUUCAUCUGAAGUUUUAUUUGCUUCCGGUGUCGUUGAAAUCGAAUACAGAAGGGUCGCUUGCAGGUUCUCUGGUCACGGACUUGUUGUGUUCAAAGUCCAUGAAGGCAGUAAAUAUCCAUUUUACUUUGCCUUAGUCAUUCUGUAUGUACCUGGGAUAUAUGACAUCACAGCAGUUGAGGUUUGGCAGGAGGAUCGCCAGCAAUGGAGGCCAAUGAGGAGAGUAUAUGGAGCAGUGUGGGACCUCCAAAACCCACCAACUGGUGCCCUUUCCUUGAGGUUCCAAAUAGUGAGUGGCAGGGCAACUGCAGAGGUGGACUGGAUGCAGGCAACCAAAGUCAUCCCUGCUGAUUGGGAGGCUGGGGCUGCAUAUCCGUCAGACAUUCAGCUCGAUUAGGAGGGCAUUAAAUUAAUUACAAGUUUAAAAUAAUUAGAAGUAUUAAAUAUUGUAUGAUGCUGGUUAGGCAGCAGUGCACUUAGCUUUGGUUUGCCAAGAAUUUGUGGGAAUUGUGUACCUUCAGUUGGUGAGGAUAUAAUAUGAAUGAAUAAAGUUCCACCUUUUCGGUCCUUGAAUAUA
Molecule: messenger RNA, 1070 nt
Organism: Pyrus x bretschneideri (Chinese white pear)
Lineage: Eukaryota; Viridiplantae; Streptophyta; Magnoliopsida; Rosales; Rosaceae
Product: expansin-like B1
Exons: 4
Coding region: 123-890 (255 amino acids)
Cellular component (GO): extracellular region
Source: RefSeq, a predicted model, not a curated record